Messenger RNA from Mytilus californianus (California mussel), 2966 nucleotides. Its product is annotated as ankyrin-1-like. Gene Ontology annotation, molecular function: protein binding. Gene Ontology annotation, biological process: intracellular signal transduction. NCBI's taxonomy places the organism in Eukaryota, Metazoa, Mollusca, Bivalvia, Mytilida, Mytilidae. The record is from RefSeq and is a predicted model, not a curated record. The coding region runs from base 43 to 1539 and encodes 498 amino acids. The transcript has 2 exons.
UAUACGCGUGUGUGUUUUGUGAUACUGAGCUAUGUGAAGAAGAUGGCAUCAGUUGAUGAAAGUACAACUAACAAGGACGAGGGAGAAGUAAAUACUUAUAGUACCAAAGAUGAUCAAGAAGAAGAUAAGCAAACGUCAUGGUCCUUAGAACAAAAACAAAGACUAUUAGCAGAUGCUAUCAGUAUGAAAUCGCCUAUUGAAGAUAUAAAAUCAAUUCUAAAAUGUGGCGCUGAUAUCAAUGGACCCGUUAAAAAAGGACUACGCCCCCUUCAUUAUGCCGCAUACGUGGAUUAUAUCGAAUGCGUCCAUUUUCUCAUAGAUGAGGGUGCCGAUGUGAAUAUUUCUGAUGAAAUUGGAUAUACACCACUCCAUUUGUGUGCCAGGAAAGGUGUAUAUGGCUCAAUGAAGGCGCUUAUCGAAAAGGGUGCGUUGGUAAAUUAUUGCGAUGCUGAUGAAAGUGAACUCGCAGAGAAUGUCAGAGCAAUCGGUUAUCUGACGAUGGAACCCUUAAACUUAGCCAUUGAAAACAACAAUGUAGAAUGUGUUAGACUUUUGUUAAAAAGCGGGGCACGCCCAAAUCACCAGUAUUUUAUUGGAUACCAGUUAAAUGUUAUGAAUCUUGAGAACUUGGAGUGCUUGGAAAUUUUAUUAGAAAAUGGCGCCGACCCAAAUUCGUUUAAUAGAUGUGGCAUUUCUCCAAUAAUGAAAGCUUGUCGAGAACAUAAUAUUGAAGCAGUAAGAAUAUUGAUUAAACAUGGCGCGGAUAUAAAUGCACAAUGCCCGUCAAGAUUUGACCAGAAAUUUCCGAUACAUUUUUCAAUAGAAAGUGGCAAUAUUGCUAUAACUGAACUUCUUAUCAAAGAGGGAGCACAAUUAACCAGAUCAGAAAACUAUAGAUAUAGCCCGCUUCACACGGCUGUUCUUAAAGGCCGUUCGGAUAUCGUCUAUUUUCUGCUUUUUCACAAUGCAGGAGUCGAUGAAACAACAGAUGAUGGUUGUACUCCACUUAUGCUUGCUGCAGGAACGCAAGAAUUGAAAGAGCGUAAAGAAAUUAUCAAGAUACUUCUUGAACAUGGUGCAAAUGUAAACGCAAGUGCUCAGUACAUUAGCUACAUGCAUCCUUGCAUGUCCCCCAUUGUUGAAUACUUAAAAAAUUCCCCUUACAACGCAGAAAAAGAUAUUUUAUUAUUGCUGCUUAAGUAUGGAGCAAAAGUAAAUAUUCGCCCGGAUGUAUUAAGGUAUCGCAGACAGGACCCAUUCGGAAUACUUAACUAUUUAGGUAACUGCACAGACAAAGAAAUGAUGGAUAUACUGGUAUAUGCUGCUCAGGUUAUACAUAAAGAUCAUAUACAAAAGAAUGAUGUUCUGAGUCCAGUAGAGCGACGAUACCUUAUUAAACAUGCCAAUACACCAAGACCUCUCAAGCAUACAAUACGAUUGUUAAUUCGAGAUAUCUUACACGAAAAAGUACUUGACCGUGUGGAUCAGCUGCCGCUCCCAAGUUUCAUCAAGAAAUAUUUACUAUAUGAAGUGAAUUAGGAAAAUAAUUGAAAGAUUUGAAAAAUUCUACAUCAGUAGAAUUUACAAUGUGUUUCGCUUGUUUUCGUUUUAUACAAUGUGUGUUUUAUAGGCAAGAGGAUUUUGACAGCCAUGCAGCGAUGUCUAAACUAUACUGUCGCCGCGACAUAGCUCAGGCGUUAAACCGCUAUUUAUUGAUUAAGCAACCAAACUUUAUUUUAUAUAGUCUACUAAAAUUACUAAGUGAUGCAGGAUAUAUAAUUCUUUAAAAGCUUGCUAUGCUGUCAAGUGUUUGCAUUCAUAAUGAGAUACUCUUUUUUUAAUUUAAAAAAAAAAAGAAAUCGGAAAGCUAAAGAUAAUGUCAUAUAAAAGUGAGGCGUAGGAUACCAAGAUGACAUGCAAACUCAUAAAUCUACGAUUAAAUUGUAUUUAAGAGACAUUGACAACGCCAUGACAAAACACGAAAGACGACGAAAAGACACUGAUAACGCCAUGACAAAACACGAAAGACGACGAAAAGACACUGACAACGCCAUUACAAACCACGAAAGACGACGAAAAGAUAUUGACAACGCCAUGACAAAAAACGAAAGACGACGAAAAGACAAACCAUAAAACACUAUCCAAAACAAACUGCAAACUGAACAACAGGAACCCAACAAAAAGAACUGGGGAUGAUUUCAGUUCCUCUGGAAGGGUAAGCAGAUGCUGUUCAAAUUUUAUUUCAUCACAUUCAAAUCUUAAACCAGAAUAUAAAGCAUGAAAAAAAUAAUGGGACUUCAAGUUUUGCUUUUCGAGUACAAAAAUAAAAAAUGCAAAUUAAAGGAAGCUAGGUUGACUUUUUUCCCAAUGUGUUGUAAUCCUGUGAAUUUUGAGAAUGAUUCAAUAUGAGAAUGUCAGGCCAUAGAUAGAUGUCAAAUGAAACUGUAUUUUCUCUUUUAAGUGUGCGAUAUUAAUUACCUAGCAAACAAGUGUACCAUGCAAUGUGUUGUUUUUUCUUCACUGUUACCACUUUCGAAAUUGCUUGGAAAGUUCAUAAUUUCAAAAUUGUUACUUUUAACAAAUAUUACCGUAUCUUUGUAUUCAAUUCCUGCAAGUGAAACCAACAUUUCAUAAUUGUUUCUACAUUUGUGAUUAAAUUGGAGUAAAAGUUUUGACCAAUUUAUAAUAUCUAUAAUUUUUUGCUGGGAAAGAUUUUCAGUAAUGAAAGUAUAACGUUCACUGGAAUCCAAAACUUCACUGUAAACACGCACAUAUCGAAGCAACUAAGAAAUGUUGGUAUAUUUAUUACCGUGUGACUCGACAUCUAGUAUCGAGGUUUAAAUAAGGACAUCGGUCACCAUCAAUUUUGAUUUAGUAAGAAUAAGAUCAGGCGAAUAAAUGUUAUCAAUAUAUUUCAAAAGAUCUGAAUUUUUAUAUAUUUGGUUAAAUAAAAUCAUCUAAAUAUC